UUGCGCCUUGGAGCGUACUCGGAAGAUGUCAGAGGGGGUUACGGUCCACUUUCUAUGUAGUGGGCUGAAGGGAAUCAUUCGUUAGGCCACUUUCAGCGGCGGUCUACGUCACCGUUUCAAAGGUUUCAACCUUCAGCCUCUACAUCUUGUGCCAUGUGGACAGCGCUCAGCAUCUUCGGCCCUGCUCGACUCCCCAACUCCGACCUACAGUAGUUUACACGACAUAUACAGAACGGCACCGGCACCACAUAGGCUAACGCUUGAGCAGUUCGCUAAUAUAGCGUCGCAAAGCGCAUUCAUCCAGACGCGCUGGUUUGGUUUGGACACCCAUAACAGGGACCAGGCUUCGAUAAACACCUCCGGCUCAGUAAAUCUGGAGCCCGAGCACAGCUCACGCGAUCACAACCACCCCGUGCGGAACCUCACUCAACAUGGUUGCACCCCUGAGCCUCGCCCUAGCGGCCGUGCAAUCCCUUGCGGCCGUCGCGUUCCUCGUCCUCGCAGGAUGGGUCUACUCGCGCUCGGGACACUUUCCUCUAUCCAUGCAACGCGACCUCGCACGUUUGGUUGUUCAGCUGCUUGCGCCGUGUCUGUUGUUUGUGUCGAUUGCACAUACGAUUAGUUUGGAGGAGUUUAUUCUUUGGUGGCCGAUACCGGCUCUGUUUAUCGCAAAUACGUCGAUCGGAGCCGGGCUGUCGUUUGUUAUCAGCAAAUAUUUGGGGAUACCGAGAGGGCGGAUGCGAUUCAUCAUGUCGGCUGUGAUGAUGUCGAAUACAAACAGCUUGCCGGUCGGCAUCAUGCAUUCCCUCGCACGAGAUCCAGGGUCACGGUCCGUUCUGGAUCCCCAUUCAAAGCACUCCUCGGAACAUGUCGCCCGGCGCGGCAUUGCAUUCGUGUUGUUUUACAGUCUCUUCAGCAAUAUCUUAAGAUGGACUGUCUGCUAUCAGCUGCUCGCCAAAAGCCCGCAGGAUGCUGCCACUCCGGUGCUUACUGCCAACGACAGCCGGGAUACACCGUCCAUCGUGGAAACGGCAAGCGAAGACACGGCCGUGGACCAGGAAACCCUGUUCCCUGGCGACGCGAUUGUAGCCGGUGUACCCGACAGUGAUAGAAACACCUUUGCAGCGAGAUGUCGCCGGCGUUCUCAAGUCUUCACCUCCUCAGAAGACCUGCAGGACUUCUUCAAGCAACGAACACCCAUUGGACCGGACUCGGACGAACGGAGCCCGUUGCUCCCUCCGCCUGUCUCCAGCGGUGACUUCGUAAACAGCAUCUCCCCACCCAGCCCGCGCGAAAUCCAAGACAACAUCUCCAAAACCCGCUGGGCAAACUUCAAAGAAACCAUAAAGGACAUCAUGAACCCGCCCCUCUACGCCGCCCUCUUCGCCAUCGUCGUCGGAAUCAUCCCACCCCUCAAAGCCCUCUUCUUCGGCCCCGACACGACUAUCGACGCGCCACUAGAGGAAAUGAUCACCGACCCGCUGUAUUCGCUCGGCGAGGCGUCCGUACCCAUCAUUAUACUGACCCUGGGAGGGCAGUUGGGGAGCAUGCAGGCGGUUGCGGAGGGGCCGAGCGAGGAAGGAGUUGUGAAGGAUGCGGUGGUUGUGAUGGUGAUUCGGAUGAUGCUUAUGCCGUUGGCGGUGGGGGGUUUUCUGUGGACGGCGGGUGAUUUCAUUCCGUUGGGGCAUGAUCGGACGUUUUUGAUAGCAAUGAUGCUCCUCAGCGCCUGCCCCACAGCCCUCAACAUCAUGAAUAUGUCGCAGGCGCAACGAAACCACGAGAACCGCACGGCGCGGCUGCUGUCCUACAGCUAUUUAGUGUGCAUACCGGUACUGACUGCUUGGGUUGUUUUGUUUUUGUUGAUGGUGGAGAGGUUGUAGACGCGGGUGUUUACAGGGCAGAACUAUCGUUUUUGGAUAGGGAGGUGGGGAUAGGAUUUUGUAGGAAGGCAGGGGUGUGAAGCGGAGCACUCGUUUAAAGGCACUGUAUUUGGCACAUGAAUGGAGUUCACAGUGGGCUUGACAGGAAGACUCUUUAUCGGUAAUCUGAAGAAGGCAGAGAGCAAUGCGAUAGGACCGGACAGCCAACACUUGUAAAUUUUGUGGCGGGACGCCAUGUAGUGAGAGCCAUCAUUAGCCAGAUUCUAUAACGCG
Messenger RNA from Fimicolochytrium jonesii, 2153 nucleotides. Its product is annotated as auxin efflux carrier. Gene Ontology annotation, biological process: transmembrane transport. The coding region runs from base 432 to 1880 and encodes 482 amino acids. The transcript is spliced from 4 exons. The record is from RefSeq and is a predicted model, not a curated record. Lineage: Eukaryota; Fungi; Chytridiomycota; Chytridiomycetes; Spizellomycetales; Powellomycetaceae. Gene Ontology annotation, cellular component: endoplasmic reticulum; membrane.